Molecule: messenger RNA, 1822 nt
Organism: Hypoxylon trugodes
Lineage: Eukaryota; Fungi; Ascomycota; Sordariomycetes; Xylariales; Hypoxylaceae
Product: GPI-anchored wall transfer protein 1
Exons: 2
Coding region: 279-1772 (497 amino acids)
Biological process (GO): GPI anchor biosynthetic process; protein localization to plasma membrane
Cellular component (GO): endoplasmic reticulum; membrane
Molecular function (GO): glucosaminyl-phosphatidylinositol O-acyltransferase activity
Source: RefSeq, a predicted model, not a curated record
GACAAAAUAGAGCUUCCUUGCUCAUGAUUGGCUCACUCCGUUCAAACCUUGGUGUUUCAAUUUCAAGCUCCAAAUAAUCACCUCGGAACUUUGACCUCCAAAAAAAUACUUUUUUUAAAGGACAACAUAUCAGAUAUCGACUUGACAUCUGUUCAAAUAUCUCCCUUAACCCCCCCUUCUUAUCGUCGCGAUGUCAUUCGAUUUUCGAUAGUAUAUCUAAAUAAAUUGUUUCAUCCUUUUAUUCCGUAUUUACUCCUGCAAUUUGCGUAAGGGUAAAAAUGGGAUCCAAUACGACGACUAGUUACAAACAGAUGAAGGAGGACUUCGUGUCCAACUUGUCAGGAGGCUCGAUCGCUGAAAUUAAUUGUGUGACUGCUGUUGGACCUAUCGCCUUCACCCUAUGGUCUAUAUUGCAAGCACGCCAAUCCUUUUUCAAAACGUACAGACCACUAAGCUUCUUGGUCGAUUUCCUCCUAAAUGUCGUGGCUAUACUACUAUCCAUAACGCUCUACGCGAACACACCAUUAUUACUUUCCGGCCUGAUUCUUGUUCCUGCCAUAUUCGUCUAUGCGCUACCUCCAAACCCCGCCGCAUCGCGAAAGAAGCCCAAGCUCCCUCCCAAUGCGCAGUCGCAAAGAUCACCCGGUACACUCAGCGUUCUAUCCACGAAGCCUUUCUUGACGACAUAUCGAGGAUCUAUGUUGGUUACCACAUGUCUAGCAAUAUUGGCCGUGGAUUUUAGACUAUUUCCUCGUAGAUUCGCCAAGGUCGAAACAUGGGGUACCUCAUUGAUGGACGUGGGUGUGGGGUCAUUCGUCUUCUCAGCAGGUGUUGUUGCUGCGCGACCAGUUCUGAAAGAGAGGGCUGAGGGUCGGAGGACGCCGUUGGCCCAGAGACUUCUAUACUCGAUGCGCCACUCGCUUCCUCUUUUGGUUCUCGGCAUCGCCCGGUUCAUAAGCGUUAAAGGUAUCGACUACGCCGAACAUGUCACCGAAUACGGCGUCCACUGGAACUUCUUUUUUACGCUAGGCUUUCUGCCCCCUUUCGUUGCACUUUUCCAGUCAGCCUUGAAGAUCAUUCCAUCUUAUGCAGCACUCGCUAUACUAAUCGGGGUUAUCUACCAAGUUGUGCUAGAGAGCACAAGUCUGAAAGCAUUUAUUCUUGUGGCGCCACGAACAGACCUCUUCUCCAUGAACCGAGAAGGUAUAUGCAGCUUUUUCGGAUAUCUUGCCAUAUUCCUAGCCGGCCAGGAUACCGGCAUGUUUGUAUUGCCCAGAAGCAUUAAUCCACGUAGUGGAACUAGUAACAGUACGCAACGAGUGACCCUUCUUUUAACGAUGGCCGUAUGGACAUCUAUCUGGACUGUCCUAUACUUCUUCAAUACGAACUACACAUAUGGGGCAGGUUUGGACGUCUCUCGUCGACUUGCCAAUCUACCUUAUAUCCUAUGGAUUGCGGCGUUCAACUCGGCUCAGUUAUUAGCAUGUUGUGCUAUUGAGAGCCUCUUCUUCCCGUCAUUUUAUAAUGCUACGGAUGCGAAGACGGAGCGUGAGGCGUAUGAGACAGCUACAAGUAGGGUGUUGCGAUCAUUCAAUAGGAAUGGAUUGGCCAUUUUCUUACUAGCAAAUCUACUCACCGGGUUAGUGAAUAUGACGGUACCUACGUUGGAUGUCGGGCCAGGUAUCACGAUGGCAAUACUCGUGGGCUAUGCUGCCGUGUUGACGACGGUUGCGGUUGCCCUUGAUUCAUGGAAUAUAUCCAUUAAGUUGUGAGCUAAGUAUAGACCAAUUAGAAAUCAAUAAGAAUAUUUUACCAUCUUGCA